This is a messenger RNA of Gadus morhua (Atlantic cod), 3943 nucleotides long. It is a transcript of the gene camk1b, whose product is annotated as calcium/calmodulin-dependent protein kinase Ib. Gene Ontology annotation, molecular function: ATP binding; protein kinase activity. Gene Ontology annotation, biological process: protein phosphorylation. The transcript has 12 exons. The record is from RefSeq and is a predicted model, not a curated record. The coding region runs from base 171 to 1295 and encodes 374 amino acids. NCBI's taxonomy places the organism in Eukaryota, Metazoa, Chordata, Actinopteri, Gadiformes, Gadidae.
GUGUGUCGCCGUGUGACGUCACGGGGAGUGCUGCUGCUGCUGCUCAAGCGGUUGUCCGGUACUACAGUUCCUCCGCGAGCGCUCGGAGUUGAACAGAUAGACUCUUCCUCGAGACUCGACCUUUGAGACCGACACACUGCAGUAUUGCAGCCGAGCGCCACAGUAAGAAGAUGCCACUGGGUGAUGAGUGCCAUGACUGGAAAAAGAAGACCACGGACGUGAAGGAGAACUACGACUUCAAAGACGUGCUGGGAACGGGAGCUUUCUCCGAGGUGGUCCUGGCCGAGGAGAAGAGGACCCAGAAGCUGGUGGCCAUCAAGUGCAUCCCUAAGAAAGCCCUGGAGGGCAAGGAAAACAGCAUCGAGAACGAGAUUGCCGUCCUGCAUAAACUCAAACAUGCCAACAUCGUAUCUCUGGAAGACAUCUUUGAGAGUAAAUCCCACCUCUACCUGGUCAUGCAGCUGGUUUCUGGCGGGGAGCUGUUCGACCGCAUCAUAGAGAAGGGCUUCUACACUGAGAAGGACGCCAGCAAACUCAUCCAACAGAUCCUGGAUGCUGUGAAAUACCUCCACGACAUGGGCAUUGUCCACCGGGACCUCAAGCCGGAGAACCUGUUGUACUACAGCAUGGACGAGGACUCCAAGAUCAUGAUAAGUGACUUCGGCCUGUCCAAGAUCGAGGCCUCUGGCAGCGUCAUGUCCACGGCCUGCGGAACGCCGGGAUACGUCGCUCCGGAAGUCCUGGCUCAGAAACCGUAUAGCAAGGCAGUGGACUGCUGGUCUAUCGGAGUCAUCGCCUACAUACUGUUGUGUGGCUACCCUCCCUUCUACGAUGAGAACGACUCUAAACUCUUUGAGCAGAUCCUCAAGGCAGAGUAUGAGUUUGACUCUCCGUACUGGGACGAUAUCUCAGAAUCCGCCAAAGACUUCAUAGUUCACCUGAUGGAGAAAGACCCAAAGACACGCUACACCUGUGAACAGGCCCUGCAGCACCCAUGGAUUGCAGGCGACACGGCCCUGGACAAGAACAUCCAUGAGUCUGUCAGCGCGCAGAUCAAAAAGAACUUCGCCAAGAGCAAGUGGAGGCAAGCCUUCAACGCCACGGCGGUGGUGCGCCACAUGCGUCGCCUGCAGCUGGGGACCAGCCUGGAGGGACCCAACCAGCCCAGCAUGCUGCUGCCAGAAGAGCUCACAGAGUCCCAGUCGGAGGGCGGCUGCUGCCAGAGUUCAGAGGGUGCUGAUGAGUCUGAGUCUCUGUCCCCCUCCUACCGCUGCCACACCACCAGCAGGGUCUGAGGGCCCACCCAGCCACCUGAUCGACCCCAGUGACCCUCCUUUUUUACACCUGGGCGACCCCCGAGGCCUCUGCUUCUGCCCCACCACCCGUCGUAGGGUUGCUCGCCUGCAGGGGGGGGGGGGGGGGGGGGGGAAACGUAGGAUGAGGCAAGGUUGAUGAAAAUAAUUGUUGCUGGUCGUCGGGGGGUUGAUAGUGAGGUCGACGAUGAGGAUGAUGAUUGUGAUGAUGCUGACGACGUUGCUUCAGGAGUCGACUUUCACUGACUGGAUGAUAGCAAAGGAUCAGAGGAUGGCUGGUUGGGGGGGAGAGGCAAUGAUGCUCCCCCAGCCCUGGUGUAUCAUGGGUUUUUGUGUUUUUUUCCGCAGUAGCAGGACAGAGCUUGUUUGAGUCAGUUUUAUUGAUUCAGCGCGCCGCUUAUAUUUCAUGUUUAUUUUUUCUUGACAUAAAUAUAUUUGUUUCAUCCCCCUCCUUUCCUAUUAAACCUUUGCAUAUGAGAGCAUUAACACAUUCUUAUGAGCCCAGUGCAUAAGUUUCUAUCACAGUCGUGCGUCCCGUCUGCAUUGAGACAUAUAGAUAUAGAUAUAUAUUGCAGUAUUACAUCCGAAAAUGCGACUUCAGAAAAAUAUUAGAUUUUAUGAACAGACUAUUAUUUUUUUCUACGUGAGCAGGGAUUGGCUGCACUUUGUGAACAUCCAAAGGGUGGUCGUCUCCCAUGAGGAGCAGCAUGGUGGUCAUUCACAGGGCUCCCCCUCCCUCCUUUAUCUCUUUACUAACACACAUGGGUCUCUCGUUGUCUACCGUGCCUUUAGGAUAAACAAGUUGGCCAGAUUCGUUUCACUGGUAGUUUCUAAACCAUGCAGCUCUUCUUGCUGAAUUUAGUCCUAACUUUUUUUUCAUAUAUAUAUAUAUAUACAUAAGAUACUUUUCUUUGUAACGACUAAGUGCAGGGACGUUAUCCCCUCAAAACAUUGUUGCAUGGAGACCGUUGUAAAUGGCGGCCAUUGUUGUGGUUUCAUGAGGUUUAGGGUUGAACCUAUGUUUCCCCAUGUUUCCACGUCUUGCUUCAUUAGAUAGAAAACAACAGAAUACCAGAGGCUUCUUUUAAAUAAUCCACGUCCGAACUGAAGUCCCAUGUUCUUAGAAAUGUCCAUUUCAUUCACAACUCAAAUCUCAGUGUUCACAUACAGCGAGACACAACCAUUCUGCAGUGUAAGCUAGUGUUUUACACUCACAUUUCUGUGGCCCCACAUUUUUUGUAUUUUUUUUUUGUACUAAUUGGUAAAAUACAACUAUCUCCAACCAAACUGCAGACUUAAAGAUAAUUUCUUAACACCCACCCUCUACAGUACCUGAUCUGUUCUAUAGUCAACCAUGCCUCCUUCAUCUAAUGCCCAGAGAACACAGAUAUUUUUUUUUAAAUGUAGAUCCCAUCGUGUCACAAUAUUAUUCCAUUUCUGUCUUCUCAGUGUGUGUGUGUGAGUGCAUGUGUUUUUAAUGGUGUGAGAGUGUGUAUUUUUAGUGGUCUGUGUGUGAUGGUACACUUGGUCUUAUGUUAGGCAUGCGCUGAUGUCUCAAAAGUUGUAGCGGUCGUUGACUCAUGCACUUAACAUUUUAUUAUAUCAUCAACCACAUGGAUACAAAACAACCCAAACAAAAACAUAAUUAUUCAGCAGUGCGUCUGUAAGCUUUUGAGAAAACUCCAAAGAUGUCCUUUUUUUAUUGAUUAUUGCGAGAUACACUUGUGAAUCAAGAUGGUGGAUUCUGAAGUUUAGUUUCAGUGCUGUAAUGCAUGUUGUGGAAGUGCUGCUUACGGCUGCUACGGUCUGCUCCUCUUCACCGGGAGGGACUGUGCUAGUUGCUUUGCAGCUGAUUUGCAAAUGUAUUGAGGUGUUCAAUAAGUUCAAAGUGCAAUCUUUGGUGUGUGUGUGCGUGUGCACGCACAUGCGUGUGCGUGUGUGUGAUUGUAUGUGUGUGCAGUACAAAAACCUGUCCCUUUGGAUAUGUUUACAUUGUUAAUUUAUUUUUAAAUACGAUGAAUUGCUCUAUUUCUUGGACGCAUGAAACAUUAAUCUACUAAUCAUGUAAAAAAUGAAUACCUACAUUUUGCGCAACUACCCAAUCAAACCAGGACCUUCCAACCUUGAAAGGGAAAUGAGCAUUUCUUUUUUCCACAGCCUGUUGACUCAUGGCAUGGCCAAAGGGAAUUGGUGGUCAAAACGACCAAAGCCCUCAUUUUGUAGGAGAACAUCAUAAUUAUAUUGUUCCUAGCGGUUGUUUUCUUUUGCACGCAGCAUAGUUCUUAUGCUGAGGGGACCGGGCAGCUCUGGAUAUGAAACAUGUUCAGGAACUCAUCUCUCCUCCACUUUGACCGGGUUUUGCUUUUCUCUCUUACGAGCCGCUUUGUCUGAAGAGUACCUUUAGCUGUCAAAAGGUGAAGUUGUACGAAUGAAGAUAUUUGUACUGUGAUGACAUUGCUAUUUUUGUGAAGGCCGUCUAUGGCCCCAGCUCAGACUGUAUGGAUCAAUGACCAUGUGGAUUAUGGGAUAUUGAUGAUGGCUCAGUAGCGAGACUCACAAAACGUUUGCUUGCAACCGAUCUGUAAGUAAAGCAUUGGUGAAGUGUAUACAUUAAAUGUCAUGUCUAUGCA